Penicillium brevicompactum is the source of this 2142-nucleotide messenger RNA. RefSeq names its product CCCH zinc finger and SMR domain protein. Gene Ontology annotation, cellular component: nucleus. The transcript has 4 exons. Lineage: Eukaryota; Fungi; Ascomycota; Eurotiomycetes; Eurotiales; Aspergillaceae. The coding region runs from base 1 to 2142 and encodes 713 amino acids. Gene Ontology annotation, biological process: negative regulation of DNA-templated transcription. Gene Ontology annotation, molecular function: metal ion binding; RNA binding. The record is from RefSeq and is a predicted model, not a curated record.
AUGGUGUCCGACGACCUCCUCGAGAAAUGUCUCCAAAUCCUGCAGGAUCAGGCACUGGAUGAGGAAGAGCAGGUUGAGAAAGUGGAGGAUUUCUUGCGCGCGGAAACCAGUCUAUCAGGCACGCCCUUGGAGAACGCAGUGCUGGACAUCCUCUGGCGCCAUCGAAAUCGCAACAUACCAGAUGCAUCACCUCCUGCUCGACACACCGGACUAGCCCCGGGAGCGCCUCGUGGAUGCAAAGCCCCCCGUGGGGCAUUUGCACGACCACCGCUCUCAUCCACCGUAUCGCCAUUUACCUCCCCACGGCCGUCCCCUCGACUUGCUCUCGCACAGCCGAUUCCUCAUUCUCCAAAUCUAAAUGCAUACGAAUUCUCAGACCAGAGUCAGAUCUCUGACUACUAUGGAGACCUUGGAGGCGACAACAAUAUUGAUUGGCUGGUCGCAGAUGACGCCAAUAGUACAACCUCGUCCGCAGGCGGAGUCAGCACCCCAGGAGCCCUCAGCGCUACUGCGGUCGAGUUCGUUCCAGACAUGAGCCCCCAUGAUAUCUUGCGCACAGUCUUGGGCGACAAGCGAUCAAACGAUGAAAUAGAAGCAGCACUCGAAGCAAACAGCUAUGAUCUUGGUGCAACAAUUGCCUCUCUUUCGCAAGACAUAGAAGCCGAGGCAAUCUCAAAACAGCAAGAUGACGGCCGUGUCCUGGUUGGAAAAUCCAUGGCCAUGGAGCACGUUCGCCCCGUCACGCCAUUGGGUAGCAGUCGCAGCCCAGUAGUUUGCAAAUACUGGUUGUCUACUGGACAAUGUCUUCGAGCAGACUGCCGAUUCAGUCAUGACCUUACCACCCAUGUGUGCAAAUAUUGGGUCAUGGGCAACUGCCUAGCCGGUGAUGGCUGCCCAUUCUCGCACGAUCCUUCAGCACUCAUUGGAAACCUUAGUGUCACCGGUGGCAGUCGACCAGCUUCACCAGCAAACGGCUCUCCAUUCCAAGUAGACAGCGGCUCCGAGGCGUUCCCACCUCUGCAAGCCGCAGAAAACGGGGAUCAAUGGGGAAAUCAGUAUGUCGGUCGGUAUCCUUCUCACCUUUCCGCCUACCAGACCUCCAAGUACGCCCCUCCAGGUUUACUUCCUGGGAUGAGCAAAAGAAACGGAAGUGCCACCCACCUUGGACGUCCGAACUCUCGGCCAACGAGUCGCCACCAAAAUCGGGAACUAAAUCCCACGGCACUGUCAGUAGACGAUCAAGAUGCUUUUCCAACUCUCGCCGCGGUGCAAGCAAAAAAUGCCGGAAAGAAGCACCAUGGCAAACGAGGCGGGCACAAUACCCGUGAUACAAGCUUGAACAAAGAGAAUCUUCCUUCAUCUCUUGCUGAUGUGGUUCGAAUGACCCCGUCCCCUGUCCCGGGAAAAUCCAAGUCGGGCGUCAAAAACAAAGAUACCAAGAGUCGCGAAAACAGUGCAGCAGCUCAGUCCAUCCAGGCCCCGCAAAAUAUUCCUUGGCUUGAGACGGGAACACGUGCCAACCAGCAAUACAUCAAGUAUCGAACUGAGGCUAUUCGUCAUGGAACUGUGAGAAAUAAGUUCCUUCAAAGCGCCGCUCAAGCAUGGAACCGGAAUGACGCCCGAGCUGCGAAGGCACUAUCUUUGCGCGGCCAGGCAGAAAACGAUGCGAUGCGCAGAUGUCACCGCGAAGCUGCUCGUCAGCUCUAUGAAGAACGCAACCAGCAUCUUUCCCACAAAGGCUUGGAUGAAAAUGCAGAGGAACUCUACAUCGAUCUGCACGGGCUUCACCCCGAAGAAGCCAUUGAAUAUUUGGAGAAGAUCCUUCUCAAGCAUGCCAGAGAAGGCUUGCGGGUGGUCUAUGCCAUCACAGGCACCGGCCACCACUCGAAGAACGGCAAAGACAAAAUCGGCAAGGCCGUCAAGGCAUGGCUCAACGAAUGGCGCUAUCUCUUCCGAGAAUUCAGCGUACCUGGUGAACGAGGCGGCUAUGUCGGAGGCAUCCUCGGCAUCGACCCCACCAGUUAUGACAAGUCACUAGCCAAGGAGCUGGCUAGUGAUUCGACGGAGGCUAACGCUGGCGAACCUCCUACCCUAACAAUGGGCAAAGUUCAACUCCUCAAGCGCGAGGACAUAGAGACUUAA